AUGGCCCUUUAUGAAGCACUGUAUGGGAGGAAAUGCAGGACACCCUUAUGCUGGACAAAAUUGGAUAAAGACAAGAUGGUGGGACCAGAUUUGGUGAAACAGACUAAGAAGAAGAUAAAAAUGAUAAAAGUUAGUUUGAAAGCUGCCUCAGUUAGACAGAAGUCGUAUGCAGAUUUAAAGAGAAAAGAUAUAAAGUAUGCAGUUGGUGAUCAAGUCUUCUUCAAGGUAUCACCAUGGAAAAAGGUGCUAAGAUUUGGAAGGAUGGCAGAGAAGAUUGUUGUGCAGCCAGAUCUGACAUAUGAAGAGGAACCAGUAAGGAUCCUAGCUCGGGAGAUCAAGGAAUUAAGGAACAAGCAGAUUCCAUUAGUGAAGGUACUCUGGAGACACCAUAGUAUGGAGGAAGCUACCUGGGAAAGCAAAGAGACCAUGAGGUAG
This is a messenger RNA of Hevea brasiliensis (rubber tree), 435 nucleotides long. RefSeq lists its product as uncharacterized. The record is from RefSeq and is a predicted model, not a curated record. The transcript has 2 exons. Bases 1 to 435 code for a protein of 144 amino acids. Lineage: Eukaryota; Viridiplantae; Streptophyta; Magnoliopsida; Malpighiales; Euphorbiaceae.